UCGCUUAUGAAAAGAUGUCUUAAAGUGUCCUCUUUCUAAUGCUGAAAACCGCACUUCAUUAUCUAUCUCCCGCGAGGAGUUAUUCAAAAAGCAACCGACUGCACGACCAUUUGGUACGGAUAGUAGUACAGGCGGUGUUGACGAAUGUGGGGAUGUUUGUUAUCCGGCUGCGUUACCAACCGGCACAAUAUUAUAUUCAAACUGUACACUAGUGAUUACAGGAAAGAAUCUUUACGAUUAUUAUGCCGUGGCAAUACAGGUAACCUUUCUCUUCUCCUUACUAAACCCCGGAACAGGAUCGAGGAACUUUUUGUACUUUUUCUAUUCAUAAAAAGAUGUUUUUCCGACAUUAUUAUAGUUCCAUAUUUCAAAAUUAUCUUGAAAACAAUCGCAAGAAUGACAUUUUCUGAAUGCAUUCCGCUUCCAUGUUUUAUUUAGGUUGAAGAUUAUCUGGAUUCGACAUCAACAACUGCGUUUAGUUCCGUACCCAUGCAAUUUAUAGUGUAUGUGAUUCAACCACUAUCGUGUCCUUCGCCGAUUGUCUUCAGUUCAUUUACAACAGAUGCUUGUAUUAGUGUACAAGUCGGUCAAACAUUAGUGAUUCCGCUAUUUGCUGAGAAUUAUUGUCCGACCACAGAUAUUACUGAUAUUGGUACAUUGUCGUUUCCAAAUGUAAUAAAAAGUUCACUUAUUCAAUUAAAUUCAACUGUGUGGACAGUUAAUUUAACGUAUACGCCAACGGCCAGUGAAGUUGGACUACAAAUACUCUGCGCAAUUGCUAUUGACACUGUUUACACACAAUCCAGUCAAUACUGCCUCACAUUUACAGUUGGAAAUGAUAAUUCACUUUAUUGUCAAGUAAAUACAAAUUCAACAUCGACUACGAGCACUGCAACUACCACAUCGACAAGUACCAUAUCGACAAGUUCAACACUACAAGGUUACCGUAAAAGUAGUUACAUUAAAAAUAAUUAUAAGAAGAAGAAUUUUAUUUUAGGUACAACUGAUUCAAUCUUAAAACAUGCUCACACUCAACAACUGAGCAGCAUCACAUCACCAAAUGUAACUGAAAAUGAUUCGAUUUUAUCACGCGGUUACUCGCGACAAAUGAGAAAAAGUACAACAAAAAUAGCGUGGUGA
Molecule: messenger RNA, 1140 nt
Organism: Didymodactylos carnosus
Lineage: Eukaryota; Metazoa; Rotifera; Eurotatoria; Philodinida; Philodinidae
Source: the annotation of a GenBank genome assembly